ACGAGAGAAAAAAAAGGACAGUGCUCAGGUCCGUUGCUUGCUAAAACAAAAGAGCACUCACACGUGAUACAUGAGAGAGAGAGAGAUUUUGAUGAAUUUCCACCUGCUUGAAGAUUUGCUGUCAGAAAUAACUCUGCACAUGUAAAGAGUUGUGUCUGAUUGUGUUUUCGAUUUGAAGGAUCCACGAUGCCUCCUGCUGCGACGACAAACCUGGGCUACACCCCACCUGAUGGUGGGUGGGGAUGGGCGGUUGUGUUUGGAUCAUUCAUAUCCAUAGGGUUUUCAUAUGCCUUCCCAAAGUCACUCACCAUCUACUUCAAGGAGAUCCAGGAGUAUUUCUCUAUCUCCUACAGUGAGAUUGCAUGGGUGUCAUCAAUCAUGCUUGCCACCAUGUAUGCAGGAGGACCAGUGAGCAGCAUACUGGUCAAUCGCUAUGGUAGCAGACCUGUUGUCAUGGUUGGCGGGCUCUUGGUAUCAGUGGGAAUGAUAAUAUCUUCUUUUGGCACAAGCAUAACGCAUUUGUACAUAUGUGUGGGAGUCAUUGGAGGUUUUGGCUUGGCUUUUAACUUGCAGCCAGCCCUUACCAUCAUUGGGAAGUACUUCCUGGUGAAGAGACCAAUUGCUAAUGGUCUGGCCAUGGCAGGGAGUCCAGUGUUCCUUUCCACUCUUGCUCCACUCAACCAGUUCCUGUUCGAUAACUUUGGCUGGAGGGGAAGCUUUUUUAUACUGGGAGCCAUUGUGCUGAAUUGCUGUGUGGCUGGAUCUCUAAUGAGACCAAUUAAAGUCAAAAAGGUGACUCCUUCUCCAGUUUUCAAAGGAGCAGCUAAAGAGCAGGUUGGAAAUGACAAGGAGGAUUCUGGGACUCCGGUUGAUGGCCUUCUCGAAGGACAGGAACAGCAAGACAAAAAACAGGCGGGAUGUGCAGCCAAAGUGAAUCAGUUCAUUGAUAUUUCUCUCUUCAAACACCGGGGAUAUCUCAUUUACCUGGUGGGAAAUGUGGUGAUGUUUUUUGGCUUCUUCGCUCCCGUUGUGUUCUUGGCCCCUUACGCCAAACAUCUGGGAAUCGAUGAAUAUUCUGCAGCCUUCCUGCUCUCUAUCUUUGCCUUGGUGGACAUGGUAGCUCGGCCUGGCACGGGCUUGGUUGCUAACAGCAGGUGGAUCAGACCUAGGAUCCAAUAUUUCUUCAGUUUUUCUGUGGCCUAUAACGGCGUUUGCCAUUUACUGUUACCUCUGCUGGGUGGUGCUUAUGCAGGUCUGGUGGUGUAUGCGGUUCUCUUUGGAAUAGCCUUUGGGAUGGUGUGUGCUUUGCUUUUUGAGGUCCUGAUGGACUUGGUUGGAGCCCAGCGUUUUUCCAGUGCUGUUGGGUUGGCCACUAUUAUUGAAUGUGGCCCAGUUCUGCUCGGGCCCCCUAUCUCAGGGGCACUGGUUGACAUCUUCAUGGACUACAAGUAUAUGUACUAUGCGUGUGGAGUGAUGAUGGUGGUCCCUGGAAUCUUCCUCUUCAUCAUGAAUUACUAUAACUACAGAUGGUUGGAACAGGAGGAAAAGCAGAGAAAAGAGCAGGAAGAGUUACAAAUAGGCACAGCUAAGGAGCUAGCUGCUAUGGAGGAGGGAUACGAUUCUGAACUAGGAGUCAAACUCAGUGAGGAGGAAGAAACCACACAUUUACCUACCAAAGAGGCCUAACCACACGGAAGUGCUUUUAUGGGGGGGGAGGGGGGGGGGGGGGACGACUGCAAUUUGCAUUUGCUUUAUUUUGUUUAAAGAACAUUCUGUCAUUACAACAUCUUUGUUUCAAGUUAAGUUUAAAGGCACCAAGGCAAGUAUUUUACAGACAAAUCUUUGAUCCAGCAAUGGCAAUGACAUAUCAUGGUUGGAAUAUAUUUAACUGGUAAAUGGUUGAGAUGAGUAACCUUAAUUUUAAAUGCUCUUUUCCUUAUGCAGUGUUUUGCUAAAUGGUUGUCAGCAUGUGUUUCUGUUUUUAUUUUUGUUUUUUUUGUUUUUUUGCAGUUGGCACAGAAUGUAGAUGUGCUUUCUGUCACCAGAGGUCUCUGUUACUCCAGUUACAAAUCUGGAUAAAGUUUUUACACAGAUA
Molecule: messenger RNA, 2095 nt
Organism: Chanos chanos (milkfish)
Lineage: Eukaryota; Metazoa; Chordata; Actinopteri; Gonorynchiformes; Chanidae
Product: monocarboxylate transporter 2
Exons: 5
Coding region: 187-1686 (499 amino acids)
Biological process (GO): monocarboxylic acid transport; transmembrane transport
Cellular component (GO): basolateral plasma membrane
Molecular function (GO): monocarboxylic acid transmembrane transporter activity
Source: RefSeq, a predicted model, not a curated record